CUUGUGUAGACAGUAGGAAAUAAAAUGCGAAAUCGUCCACUUUGACAGACAAUGGCGGCUGACAAAACAAAUAUACCAUGGAUAACAAUGGGAAUAUUGUCAUAUUUUGCCAUUUGCUUGAAAGGAAACACAAUUAAUGAACAUUUCCACCACAACAGAACAAAACACGUCAUCAUCUGAUAAGUGUUAUGUUUGAUCAUGUCAUCACCAAUCAACUACCAGCAUUAGCGGCAUCGUCAUUAUCAUCAUCGUCACCAAUCAACCAUCAGCAUUAGCGGCAUCGUCAUCAUCAUCAUCAUCAUCAUUAUCACCAAUCAACCAUCAGCAAUAUCGGCAUCGUUAUCAUCAUCGUCACCAAUCAACCAUCAGCAUUAGUGGCAUCGUCGUCGUCAUCAUCAUUAUCACCAAUCAACCAUCAGCAUUUAAUUUAGCGGCAUCGUCAUCAUCAUCAUAGUCACAAAUCAACCAUCCGCAUUGGCAGCAUCGUCGUCAUCAUCAUCAUUAUCACCAAUCAACCAUCAGCAUUAGCGGCAUCAUCAUCAACAUCGUCACCAGUCAACCAUCAGCAUUAGCGGCAUCGUCGUCAUCAUCAUCAUCAUUAUCACCAAUCAAGCAUCAGCAUUAGCGGCAUCGUUAUCAUCUUCGUCACCAAUCAACCAUCAGGAUUAGCGGCAUCGUCGUCAUCAUCAUCAUUAUCACCAAUCAACCAUCAGCAUUAGCGGCAUCGUCAUCAACAUCAUAGUCACAAAUCAACCAUCCGCAUUAGCGGCAUCGUCGUCAUCAUCAUCAUUAUCACAAAUCAACCAUCCGCAUUAGCGGCAUCGUCAUCAUCAUCAUAGUCACAAAUCAACCAUCCGCAUUAGCGGCAUCGUCGUCAUCAUCAUCAUUAUCACCAAUCAACCAUCAGCAUUAGCGGCAUCGUUAUCAACAUCGUCACCAAUCAACCAUCCGCAUUAGCGGCAUCGUCAUUAUCGUCAUUAUUAUCACCAAUCAACCAUCCGCAUUAGCAACAUCGUUAUCAUCAUCGUCACCAAACAACCAUCCGCAUUAGCUGCAUCGUCGUCAUCAUCAUCAUUAUCACCAAUCAACCAUCAGCAUUAGCGGCAUCGUUAUCAACAUCGUCACCAAUCAACCAUCCGCAUUAGCGGCAUCGUCAUUAUCAUCAUUAUUAUCACCAAUCAACCAUCCGCAUUAGCAACAUCGUUAUCAUCAUUGUCACCAAACAACCAUCCGCAUUAGCUGCAUCGUCGUCAUCAUCAUCAUUAUCACCAAUCAACCAUCAGCAUUAGCGGCAUCGUCGUCAUCAUCAUCAUUAUCACCAAUCAACCAUCAGCAUUAGCGGCAUCGUCAUCAACAUCAUAGUCACAAAUCAACCAUCCGCAUUAGCGGCAUCGUCAUUAUCAUCAUCAUUAUCACCAAUCAACCAUCAGCAUUAGCGGCAUCGUCAUCAACAUCGUCACCAAUCAACCAUCAGCAUUAGCGGCAUCGUCAUUAUCAUCAUCAUUAUCACCAAUCAACCAUCAGCAUUAGCAGCAUCGUCAUUAUCACCAAUCAACCACAUACAUUAGCGGCAUCGUUAUCAUCAUCGCCUAUCAUCCACAAGCAUAAGUGGCAUCUUCAUCAUCAUCAUCAUCAUCAUAAUCAGCUGCGGAAUAAAUUUGAAAAUACCUAGUAUUCAUUCAAUCUCUAUCAAAUUUAAACGGUAUCAUUGCAUGAAAUACGUAAAACAUUUUAAAUUAACAUGACAUAUCACGUUACGUACAUGUUAAAGUUUUAAGAAAUAAUUUGAAUGAUCCUUCAAUAGUUAUUUUGGAAUGUUUGCAAUAUCAAGAGGUGUGUAAUGACAGUGAGAUUGUCUGCUUAAUCAAGCCCUACAUGGGCUAAAUGUGGCGAUCAAAUGUAACUCAAAUAAUUCUCAGAAUUGAAGAUUUUACUAGCUCUGAGGUUCGUCUCAAACAGCUUAAGGAUGCCAUUGAUAUAAGACAACUGCAGAAAAUGGAUACUGCAAACAUCAGAUCUAACUGGAGGUGAAAGGAUGCUUUUUCAGAACCUUACAUCCGGUUACAAUUCUAUUUCCCGUCCAGUGAGGCACGCCUGGAUGCAUGUAGAGUUGCAGUUUGCGAUAGCCCUGAACCAAAUAUUAGAACUGGACGCAAAACAUGAAGUCCUGUCAACCUAUGUUUGGAUUUACGAAACAUGGUAUGACGAGAAUUUGAAAUGGAAACCAGAAGAUUUCCAGGGAAUAGACAAAAUAAUGUUUUCUGCUCAUAAUAUCUGGCUCCCGGACAUUUACAUAUUCAACAUCGCAGGAAAAUCGUUAGACGGUUUUGUGAACGCUAACGGAACGAAUGUGCUAGUGCGCUCUGACGGCAAUGUGACGUGGCCAGUUCCGCUACAUAUAAAAAGCGCAUGCCCAGUGGAUGCGACCUUUUUUCCAUACGACAAACAAACUUGUGACAUUCGCUUUGGUUCCUGGAUUUAUGAUAUAUCGCAAAUAGAUAUAUUACUGCAAAGUCGGAAACCAGAUCUUUCAAACUACGUUCUCAACAAUGAAUUUGACAUUGAUUCAGCCAGUCUGACUCGGAGAGUUAUAAAUAGUUCCUUGCAUGGUUGUAAACAUCCAAUGGUGCAUCUAAAUAUCCGGUUGAAACGAAAAACAAACUAUUACGAUUACAUUGUAAUAGCACCUACCCUGAAUCUGUGUGUUUUGACUUUGGCUACAUUUCUGUUACCUUGCGAGUGCGGCUGGAAGAUAGCAAUUGGUCUUACAGUAUUUCUGACAUUGUACGUUCUACAACUAUUGAUUGCAGAAAAUGUUCCUGAUACAAGUUCAACGCCUUUAAUAAGCGUUUUCCUGCUUCUUGUGAUGUCUUUAAACUGUAUUUCUCUGAUCACCGCUACAAUUGUGAUGAACAUCAAGCGUCUAUCCUACCUUGAACCCCCACCGGAAGUACCAAAACGUCUUCUGAAUCUUUGUGAAAAUUAUCUUAGCAAACUUAUAUGCGCGCGGCUAUCGGACUGGAAACGGAUCGCUUCAAAUCCUGAAGAUCGUUUGAUACAUGAAAAUAAGUCUAACCGGGUACAGUUACUUUCUACAGUGGACAGUUUCGUAAUGACGGACAGAACAGAUUCUGCAAAUACGCAGUAUGUUCAGUUAAAGGAACUUCCUUCCGACACUUCCAUAGAAGUGUCAUACUCGCCCGAGGAAAGAAGAAAAGCCAAACACCAACGUUAUUUCCUCGCUAGAUCAAAAACUACGGAAUCUUCAUUUUCUUUUGCAAACAAUAACGAUAAUUUUAUUGAAGAAGCAAGUUAUACUGACAAGCUGUUAAAAAACAGACCUAGCGAAUUAUCUGUACUAAGCAAGCUAGAGAAAAUUAACCAUUCAUUUCAGGAUGAAGACAGCGAUUCUGUAGAAACGUCGUUCAGUCAAGGUUUCUCAGGACACAGGCCGUCUUAUCGGAAAGCUAUUCGAUUCGGACAACAGUACUGUCCUGUAAUGGAGAAGACAGAACCUGAAAAUAGUACUACUGAACAGUCUGUAAUUGCUUCUAUUUCUAAGAAAUACCAGUGGUAUUUUGUGGCUGAUGUUAUAGAUACUAUAACAUUUCUAUUCUAUAUAAUUAUCAUGUUUCUUGCCAUAUUUUCAGUUCUUGUUGUCACUCCUUUAUAUGCAUAAAGCAGUCAGGAGAAAAUAUUUAUCACGACAACACUGAAAGUAUCAGGUCAUUAUAUACUGUCGUAAUAUAGUUAUAUAUUUAUAUGGCUUUGAAAUUUUUCUGUUCCCCUCCGAAAAUAGGCAGACAUCUUAGCAAAUACAAAUUAAAGGGUAUUGCUUUGGCAAAACAUUGAAAUAAAGCUAUAACUUCUGUUACUUAAAAGAUUCAUAUAAUUAGUAUAGGCAGCUCUUUGUGUGUAAACAAACGGGCGCCAUCUUGGAUGACCUAGUUACUAUAAAUAGUAACUCAUUUGCAUAUAAGAAAUGAACUCUGUAGACAUGUGCGGCGGCCAUAUUGGAUUCUAAUUUUAGACUGACGUAUUUAUGAGAAACGUUUUAGUUUAAGGAAUGACCUCACUCUGCUAUUUAUAUCUUCCUGAAGUAGAUUGAGCUGACUUAUAUACUAUCUAGGGCGUGAUCGCGCACAUUGAGGGUCAGGUGCUCAGCCUUAGACGGGGAGAUAACAUGAAAACAAAAACUAUAGAUUAAUUAUGUUUAAUUAAUAAUCAUAUGAAUUUAUCUAUGACUAAAUGAAUAAAUACAUUAUAUGGUAAACAAAGAACUUAUUAAUAAGAAACUGUGCUUGUUUGAUGAGCUAUUUAUAGACCGAGGUCAUAAGUUAUAACGAAGUUGUCGCUGGAAUCCCGCUUCCAUUUAAACAACAUAAACAUUAUCUAAGUGUUUCGAUAAAAUUUUAAUUAUAUGUAUUGUAUAUUUUGUUAAAUAGGUCUUACAUUUCGCAUGAUUUAUUACUUUAUCUCUGCAUAUUACACAGUGUGUGUAUUAUGUCACUGAGGUUUACCUUACCAAAGACGAAAAAGUUCCAUUCAUACGGAUACUUCAUUCAUAGGGGGCGAAUUAACUUACCUUCAUUAUUUAAUAUUUUCUAAUAUUAUCUGAAAGGAAAACAGAGAGCUGCAUGACAUAAUCAUAUACAGAAUUACGUAGAAAUUAUAGUAUUCUAUUUAUUUUGGCUAUACAUACAUGUAUUUAUAUGCCGUACAUGUUAUUACUGUUCUGCGGAAAUGUUAGGACUAUUUCGGGGGCAGUUGUUUACUGUGGUCUUAGGCAUGCGGUAUUAAGAGAAUCUGAACCGUGUUGUUCACUCUGGUGCUCUAAAAUCGCCCCAAAAAUAAAGUAAAGACUGUUUCAGUUAAGCUAACAUUUUUCCAAAACGAACAGGACUAUUUAUUCUUCACAAUGUCUUCUCAAAGCAAAAACAAGAUGAAGUACUCCGUGUUGAGCUAGAUAAACAGGAAAUAACUAACUAACUAACUAACUAAAUAAAUAAAUAAAUGAAUAAAAAAUAGACAGUA
Messenger RNA from Mercenaria mercenaria, 5034 nucleotides. Its product is annotated as neuronal acetylcholine receptor subunit alpha-5-like. Gene Ontology annotation, biological process: chemical synaptic transmission; monoatomic ion transmembrane transport; regulation of membrane potential. Gene Ontology annotation, molecular function: acetylcholine-gated monoatomic cation-selective channel activity; transmembrane signaling receptor activity. The record is from RefSeq and is a predicted model, not a curated record. Bases 2036 to 3679 code for a protein of 547 amino acids. Gene Ontology annotation, cellular component: synapse; postsynaptic membrane; neuron projection. The transcript has 7 exons. NCBI's taxonomy places the organism in Eukaryota, Metazoa, Mollusca, Bivalvia, Venerida, Veneridae.